This is a messenger RNA of Postia placenta MAD-698-R-SB12, 3569 nucleotides long. RefSeq lists its product as hypothetical. The record is from RefSeq and is a predicted model, not a curated record. Gene Ontology annotation, molecular function: protein binding. Bases 1 to 3453 code for a protein of 1150 amino acids. The transcript has 9 exons. NCBI's taxonomy places the organism in Eukaryota, Fungi, Basidiomycota, Agaricomycetes, Polyporales, Adustoporiaceae.
AUGGCCCAAACCAAGGACCACCACUACUGGAAGCAGCUCCGAGAGACACUCACAGGAGGGCGGUGGGAUCACGCAUUCCCUGCGAAGACUCCUAAGGGUGCCGCGCUAUCAUGGCUGGAGCUUCUGCGUAAAUUCAAUAAGCAUUGCGUGGGCCACACUCAUGUCUCCGAGCUCGCGUCACAGACGCAGGCACUGUCGCUUCUGCUUUCCGCAAACUCGGGCCUCGACGCGAACUUGGCCGAACCGCAGGGGCCUCUCAUCCUUGGUGACGAAUGUGUACUCCCGGAGGAAAGGCUGGUCGAGGCAACGGCGGGGUACAAUGCACUGAAAAGUCUCGAGUCUACUGGUUCUGAUUCAAUCAGGCUUGCGGUCGCAUACUACGCAUACGCGCUCCGUCGUCCGUCCGAGUGCUUACAGAUCCUGUCGCAAGUCAAGUUCCUCAGCGAUGUCCAGAGUCGCACUUCUGCAACAAGCACCCCGCGGGCACAGUCUCUCAGGCUGCGCAUACCGUCCGGAGGGCCGGACGGGUCUGUCUCCUCGGCAUGGUCGGGCAGCACCGUCUCUGGGAUCUCGAUAUCCUCCGUGGCUGAGAUCAGCGACGGAAGUACAUGGGCCAUGACGGAGACGAUUCGGAGCAUAUGUCUUCAGGGCAUGUCGCACGAGACAAUAUCUGUGGAUGCACCGCAGAGCGCAUUCGACGCGUACCUGGUCGCGCUGCCACUCAUCACCAGCGUCGCGUCCGAGAUUGCACCUUAUAUCGCGGGCCAGCCACCGCCAGCCGCAAGCAACGGCGUUGGCGCAAUCGACGCUAGCCCGUUUGGGCGUUAUCGCGAGCUGUGGCGGUGGAUUGAACGGCUACUUCGGCGUGCGGUCAUUUUAGGUUCCCGCCUUUGCGAUAUCAAGUCGCAUGGACCACCGCAUAACGUGUUCUGGCAGAUCCUUGAUCUCUACCGUACGUGCAGCGCCUACUGGCCGCCGACGUUCCGCCCACAUCACAGGGGGGCGGUCGCUGUCAUACACCUGCGUGCGUGUGUUCUGCGGGUCAAUGCGUCGCCGGUAGCGCAUCCUACGGCGAUGACACGCCAGGGCGACAGCAGACCAAACCUCUGGAUCAGUGCAGCGCGCUCGGUGGUCCAGGAGUACCGUACGAUCCUGAGCCUGAGCACACAGUUUCCGCGUGCAGGCGAGCGCAACACGAAAGUGGAAGAUCUGGUCGACUUGUGCGUUGCGGUGUGGGAGGCUGACGGUGCCGUCGGGGAGUAUGCCGGAUGGGUGAUCGAUGUGCUGUGGUGGGCGACACGACUCACGUUCAACUCGUACAAGGUGUUCCGCCACAUGACGCGUCUUUUCUAUGUGUCCGGCGAUACAGAGCUGGCGAAGCGGACGCUUCGUCUGUAUGUACAGGUCGUAAGCAAGGCGCGCGAGACGCGCUUCGCAGAGGAGAACACUAGCGGAGCGAUGAUGGUGCACGACGACGAGACGGACACGGACCGCAACUGGGUGCAGAUGCUGACCCAGGGCGCGCGAAUGUUGUGCCGCUUGGCUAUGGCCGAGAGCGACGGGAGUAUCGCAAUGGAUGAGGCUAAGGAAGCUGGCGUUAUGGUAGAGAAGGCGAAAACGCGCCUCGAUCCGAACGAGAAGGACCUGGUCGCGAAUGUGCAGCUAGCAGAAGGCAUAUGGCUCUCCACCAUGGCAUACGCAGAGCGGGACCCUCGAAGCCGGAUGUCCCGUUUUGCUGACAGCCUAGCGUGUCUUCUGGCCUCUGCAGAGACCUAUCUCACCCCUUCCGUACACUAUCACCUUGCACUGGCAUAUGCCCGCCCAGGCCAGUUUCUGGAUCUGCAGAAGGCGAUUACACAUGCACGGUCGGCUGUCGAGGAUGAACCAGGAGAGAUCCGGCACUGGCACCUUCUGGGCCUAUUAUUGACCGCCACAGGCGAUUGGAAAGCUGCUCAAAGUGUCCUGGAAGUCGGCGCUGGUGUCUGCGAAGUUGAGCUCGCGGAUGACGGCACGGCGACGCAGAAGGAUGCACAGCCGAAUGGAGUCAACGGUGUCUAUCCUUCUGCCGCUCAUGUGAACGGUUCGAACGGCGAUGCGACAGAUGGCCGCAUGGACUCGAGUCCGGUCGACCCCAAGCCGGAUUCCAGCUCGGGCGGAUCCAUGACGGUGUUGGAGAGCAACGCUGUCGAUUUGCCGCCCUCCUGCACGCUAUUACGGCCGAUCCCAGACCGACCCGCUCCGUCUCGCCAUGAUGCGUUUGAGCAUGCACUGCAAUUGCGAAUGACACAACUCGCGCUGGCUGAGUUUGUGGAAGGACCGGAGGGCGCUGGUGACCGAUGGGUAGAGGUAUUCCAGUGGUUUUCUGAGAGACGAGAGGUAGGCGCUGAUGAUCUACCCUCCACAGAGCAACAGGAGACAGCGCGCCCCAAUGAGGCACGCACAUCACAAAUUCACUCCCCUGCCGACGCGAUGUCGGACCAGAUACCCGUCCCGCCCACACCGAUACCCAUCACCGUAACACCCGCGUCGCCCGCUCUCAACGAGCAUCCGGAAGUGCGCGAGCGAAUGUCUCACGAGACACGCUCGUCCUCGUUCGAGGACCAGGGCAGAGAUAUGUCGAGAGGCAAAAAGGUACGCGAGGUGCUGAAGGAUCGCGUCCACAAAGGCCAGGCCGGUAUCACAAGGAUAUCGAAGAAGAUCGGGCAUAAUGUCGGGAGGCAUGGUAGCAUACACAUAAAGCGCUCCAAUUCCGCUCCAGAUCUCCAUGCUGUACUUGGGCACUCGCCAUACCAAGCAUCUUCAAUUCACUUACGCCAUCAACUGAGCGUCCACGCUUCACAACAGGACCUAUCGCUACUAGAUGCGCCGCCUCCGCCACCUCCGCCACCGCCACCGCCUUCGCAGUCUCCUGCUUCUGCGUUGCGUAGACAGACGGAUCGUGCGACGCGGGACCGUCGGCUACUGAGUAACCUAUGGUUAAUGUCUGCGGCGACUUUCCGGAGACUGGGCAAGAUCGAACAAGCGCGCGCUGCAAUACAAGAAGCAGAAGUCAAAGACGACGACAAUCCUGCUGUAUGGGUGCAGCUUGGGCUGUAUUAUAUGGCUUUAAAUAACCACCGUCGAGCACUUGAAGCAUUCCAGAAGGCGUUGUUCAUCUCUCCUGAGGACGUGUCUGCCACCAUACACAUGUGCCGGUUGUAUCUCACAUCGAGUACGUCGGGCAACAACGUCUUGGGCUCUGAUCGGGACAACGUGGACCUGGCGGUCGGUCUACUGUCGGACCUCACACGAGGUGCUGGCUGGGACGUUCCUGAAGCAUGGUAUUUCCUUGCGAAGGAGUAUGGGCUGCAGGAGCGCAAGGAUAGAGAAAGGGAGUGUCUCAGUUUCGCGUUGACGUUGUCCGAGACACGGACGUUGAGGGAUCUCGGAACAGCUGUAGGCUGGUGUUUAUGAUGUCGUCAUUCUAAGAUGCGUUCACUUCUGGCACCUAGCCUCUAAUCGUACCACCCUAUUAUACGAUCUACUACUGGAUUGCUGAAGAUCUAUACAACCUGACGCGUCAUCACUGU